This is a messenger RNA of Trichoplax adhaerens, 5184 nucleotides long. RefSeq lists its product as uncharacterized. Lineage: Eukaryota; Metazoa; Placozoa; Uniplacotomia; Trichoplacea; Trichoplacidae. Gene Ontology annotation, biological process: cell-cell adhesion; protein localization to cell-cell junction; cell-cell junction organization. Gene Ontology annotation, molecular function: cell adhesion molecule binding. The coding region runs from base 1 to 5184 and encodes 1727 amino acids. The transcript has 22 exons. Gene Ontology annotation, cellular component: plasma membrane; bicellular tight junction. The record is from RefSeq and is a predicted model, not a curated record.
AUGGCGAAAAUCACCAAUGAUUCAAAAUAUGAAAUGAUCCAGGUGGUUAUAGAAAAGCCUCCAUUAAUGAACAGCUGCGGCUUUGCGGUAACUGGAGGAAUCGAUAACCCUUACUCAGAGGAUCAAAGUGUUGGCAUUAUUGUCAAAGAAGUUUUAAAAGGCGGUCCGGCCGAUGGUAAAUUAAGGCGAAAAGAUCAUUUAAUAAAAGUAAACCAUGUAUCUUUAGCUAAUGUUACUCAUGCUUUUGCCGUAAAAACAUUAAAAGAAACUGGCCAAAGAGUAGAUAUACUGCUUAAAAGAAAAAAGGAACUUGUAGCUUUAAAUUCAUUAACUGGUAGGAAAGUUAGAAUAUUUCGAAGCAUUGAUCCUCGAUUAUCUGGAUUUGGAUUGAAAUUAUGUUCCCAAGUUGUAGCUAGACGAGUUACAAUAGGUGGUCCUGCAUCAGAUGCUCGCAUUAAUGAAGGCGAUAUCAUUCAAGAGAUAAAUGGAACUAAGGUGGAAAACAUGUCGAUCGCAGUAUUAGAAAAUUUAAUGAGCCAAAGCGAUAGUGUGGAAUUAGUCAUAGCCAGUCAUCCUUCUCGAAGUGAGAAAAAUCCAAUUAAAACAUCAUCGGCAAUAAUUCCAAGCAAAUCGUCUCCAGGUGGAUUAAAUGUAAUAAGUCAUACUAGUAGAGAAGCAAAAUCAAGCACCGAAAUCCAAUCGAUUUCAAGGAAUACAACCUAUUCGUCACCGCCUGUACAACUUAUUAAUAAAAAAAGGGAAUCAGAGAGGCCAAGCAGACAUAAAUCCAAACUGCAACUUUCACUAGGGAACACAAAACAAGGAACAAAUCAAGAUAUUAAUACUAAUACUUCUUUCGAUGAAGCUCCUUCAUCAUCAAGACAGCAAGAAUUAGCUGAAACGAAUUCUCAGCCAUUGCAAGUUUCUCCUCGCAGUAAUACUGCUACACCUACCAGUACACAAUUAAGUCCAAUGCCUUUGCCUGAAGUAGUUGAUUCAACACCCAAGAAAAGCAAUGCUGAAGACAAGGCGAAAAGUCGAUGCUCGUCGGAUGAUGAGAAUGCGACAUCAAGAUUAAUCAAAUUCCGUAAAGAAACCAAUCUAUGUAUUCAAAUUGCUGGCGGCAACGAUGUUGGAAUAUUUGUUGCUUCCGUCAAAAAAGAUAGUCCGGCCGAAAUAAAUGGGUUAAAAGCUGGCGAUGAAAUUAUACAGGCAAAUGGUAUCGAGCUAAAAAAAUUAACCCGAGAAGAAGCUGUUCUUGUACUGCUAGAUCUUGGCUCAGGAAUUUCAUUACUUGCGAAGCAUAAACCAAGACGUUACACGGAAAUUAGAGAUUCGCCAGGGGACUCAUUUUACAUAAGAUGCAAUUUCGACUACGAUGGGAUAGCUCUAAAUGAGCUUACUUUUAAAAAAGGAGAGAUAUUCCAUGUUCGUGAUACCAUGUAUAACGGAGUGAUCGGAUCAUGGCAAGCUCAACGAGUAGAUUGCCGUGGCGUGGAAAAAGACUACGGCAUUAUUCCUAAUCAAGCAAGAGGCGAACAAAUUGCCUUAUCCCAAGGACAGCAGAAGGUGAGAACAGCACAAAGAACUGCUGGAAGUGUCAUUAAAAAAAGAAUUAAGAAGAAGGUCGAUAGAUUAAGACGGCAUACUGUCCAAGUCAGUAUGCCAUCAGCAGAAAAGAAAUUACAUGAAGGUAACAGUUUAAUUGACGUUCCCGCAUAUGAUAAAGUUCUCCUUCGUGAAGCCAAUUUUGUUCGACCCGUGGUCAUCCUUGGACCUAUUGCCGAUGUAGUUCUGAAAAAAUUAUUGGAAGAUACACCAGAAAAAUUUGAACCUCCAGUUAUUACGGAUAAGAAGGGUAUUCGAAUCAGCGAUAUUAAAAAUGUUACCAAAAAGAAUAAACAUUGUAUUUUUGAAGUGGAAAUGUCAUCGCUUUAUAAGCUGACAUGUGCCCACUUGUAUCCUAUCGUCAUUUACACCUAUCCUCAUUCGAGAUAUGUUCUCAGGGACUUAAUGAUUGACUUCAAAGGCUAUUCUAAUGAACAUGCAGCAAAACAAUCCAGGAAACUUUAUGAAAAAAUGCUUUUAGAACAGCAAGAAAAUAAGCAUUUGUUUACAGAUGAAAUUAUGAUGUACCUUGGUAAUUCAUGGUUAAUGGCUGUCAAGAAUUCAAUUACUAAGCAGCAAUUCGAACCUAUUUGGAUGCUUGAAGAUCAAGCAGCUGAGAACGAUGACGAAUUAUUACUCCUACGUCAAAAGUUGAGAACAUUAUCGCAACUGUCGGCGAAUCAAUCCAUUCCAAACCUACGACGCACACAUUCAUUAUCUAGUAAAAGCUUAGACGAAGAUAUAAAUAGAUUUGUCCCCAGAUCAAUAUCAGAACAAAAUAUGAAAGGCUUGGAAAUAAAAAAAGAUGAAGAUGGUAAUUUGAAUCCAGGGAAUCCUAAUCUUCCUGAAAGAGCUUAUCCUGAAGUAUUUGAUACGGAUAAAAAUGAAGACAAAGCUAAAGAGAAGGAAAACGAGGUUUCACUUCGUAAACCGCAAGCAAUUAAUUUAGAAAAGUGGCCUAGAAAGCGUGAUAGUCGGCAACAAUCGAGGAAACGAGGAUUAUCUGCAAGUCUAGGAUGGGGUAGCGAAAAUUCCAAUCCAAACAGCCCAAUGAGUGAAACUAUUCCAUCCAAGUCAGUCCAAACUCCUACCGAUCAUGAUAGUCAUCCCAUUGAACCUCAUCCAAUAGUCCACGAAAGGGUAAAGAAAACAAGUGCCAUUGCUGAAGCAGAAGCAAUUUCAGUUGAUAUCUUACCUAGUCAUAUCAGACCAGAAGAUAUCUUUACUGUUCAUGAAUCAGAUCUUGUCCCUCAGCGUGAUCAAGACCCUAAAACUUCAUCUAAUGACUUACCCAAUAAAAGUAUGUCAAAUAAUGAGCCAUUACUUAAAGAAAAACCAGCUGUAGACGAAACUAAAGUAAAGCCAAGCGAGCAAUCAUCAAGUCAGGAAAAACCAAGCGGUAAAUUAUUAAUCAAGGAAAAAUCUGCUAAUCCAUCUCUUAGUGAAGAAAAAUCAAAUAUUCCAUCAUCAAACGAAGGAAAAUUGUCGAGUCAAACACCUUCUAAUGAUAAAUUUCCUGAUAUAUUACAUAGUAGAAGAUCGAGCGAUUCUCCUAGGAACACCAACAAUAAGCGCCAAGAUGUUGCUGAUGGUACGAAACCUCAGCAGAUUCCUUCCAAGGGCACAUUUGGUUACGCAAGAUCUAAUUCAAGACAAAAGCUAUUUCCUGAAGGAAAAGGUCAGGUCAAUGCAACAAAUAAGGUUACAAUAACCGCAACGGCAUUUCGACGUACCAAGCAAGAUAUUCAAUCUGGUAAACGCGGAGUAGUUAUAUCAACUGGGAGAAGAAAACUAAAUGGUCCUACUCAAAAUUCGAGUAGUGCAUCAUUGCCUCUCAACAAUCCACCAACAGAGGAUGAGAAAAAUCCACCAAAUGGUAAUGAAAAUCUAAAAACAGAGGUACCUAAUAUGUCAGAACGCGAUAUUGAUGAUGGUGCUAAUAAACUUGUUGCCCCAAAACCAUCCGAGCACAGUCCGGGAGAUAAAAUUCAAGAAACAAGAAAUCAAGAAAAUAUGGACUCUUUUCAUGACAAAGUCGAGCCGAAAUUCAAUAAUGAAGAAUUAGAGAGUAAAAGGAACCUUCAUAAUCAGAACUCGGCUAUUAAGAAUGAACCAUCAAUCGAUACUAGAAGCUUAAGUUCUUCUCCUGAAACUUCUGACGAUGAUCACACCAAGGAAAGGGAAUCUAAUGAUGACCGGGUUACUCAAGAAGAUAUGCAAGUGGUAUCUGAUGAUCCACAAGCGAUGAUUGAAAGAUCUAUGGAAGAUACCUCAAGUAAUGCAUUACCAAGUCAACAGCCCCACCAGGCAGAAAAUGGUUAUUCUCAUCUAUAUGAUGAAAACAUAGAGGUAGCAGAAUUAGAAGACGAGCAUUCGGUUCCUCAAUAUGAGGAAAUGAUAGAAGAAAAUGUUAGUUCAGAUAACGAUGAUCAACCAUUAGAUUUCGAUUCUAAAGAUAGCGAUCAUCAUUUGCAAGAGACAACAAGCGAUAUUGUCGAGGAAACUUACGAGGAAAGCUACGCUAGUCCAGACAAUGAAACUAUUAAAUCGAUACAUUAUGAUGAUGAAAACAUACCAGAUGAUAAUGAAGACGAAAGUGCAGCAGUUGAAUCAAUAGUAGAUCUUUCUAGCAUUGCUGACGUCGAUGACUUAAAUUAUGAUGCUGAAAGCGAUGCAAGUGAUCAUUCUACUUUAACACCUGAUGAAAUGUCAGAUCACUCAAUGGAAGAGGAUAAUGACAGAACACCUUUAAAAUUUUACGAUCAUAGUGAUACAUCUAUUAAUGGGCUUAUCCAACAUAGCAAUGAUAUUUAUCAGCUUAACAAGCAUGAUAAUAAUAGAUAUCUAUCAAGAUUGGAUAAUAAUUACUUACAUAAUAGUAUGGAAAAGAAAAUAAAGAAUACGCAAGAAAUGAAUGACCCUGCUGAUGCUACAAGAUCUCAUGCAGAUUCAUUAAGUACUGUUACUUCUUAUAGGACUGCUGAUGAAAUGUCUUUUAUCACUGCAGAUGGCUAUUCAACCGAUGAACAGUGUGAAAGUUUUAUUAGGAAGAAUAGCGAGAAUGGCAUCGAUAGUAGCAUGGCAAGUUCAUCUUAUAUGUCGAGUGAAUUUUUUACCGACGAUGAAACUGUUCUAGCAACAGCACAUGGAGUAUUUACUUCAGCUGGCGGAACGUUAUCAUGUGCCAGCUCUGAUGUUCGUAUUAUUAUACCACCUGGUGCUAUUCCUGAAGGUGUAGAGCAAGAUCUCUAUUUUAAGGUCUAUCAAGAUCAGCGUGAUUCUCCAUCACCAGUUGAUAAAGGCAAAGGCGAACAGCUACUGAGUCCUUUAGUUAUGUGUGGCCCUAGUGGUAUUGAAUUCAUGAAGUCAGUAGAAGUUCGCGUACCUCAUGCUAUUGCUGCUCCAAACGGCAAUGAUUUUUCUUUUACAUUAAAAACUAGCGAUGAUACAGAAGGUGGUGUUAGCCAAUGGAGUAAUUUAAUGUUGGUGCAAGGUACAGAAAAGCGACAUAAAGAUGAUAAUGAAAAUUAUCAGAUCCAUAAAGAAUUUAUUAGCAUCCACAUUGACCAUUUUUAA